Messenger RNA from Anoplophora glabripennis (Asian longhorned beetle), 1373 nucleotides. It is a transcript of the gene Arp2, whose product is annotated as actin-related protein 2. Gene Ontology annotation, cellular component: Arp2/3 protein complex; actin cortical patch. Gene Ontology annotation, molecular function: actin filament binding. Lineage: Eukaryota; Metazoa; Arthropoda; Insecta; Coleoptera; Cerambycidae. The record is from RefSeq and is a predicted model, not a curated record. The transcript has 7 exons. The coding region runs from base 1 to 1185 and encodes 394 amino acids. Gene Ontology annotation, biological process: Arp2/3 complex-mediated actin nucleation.
AUGGAUAGUCAAGGUAGAAAAGUAAUAGUGUGUGAUAAUGGAACUGGGUUCGUUAAAUGCGGAUAUGCCGGUAGUAAUUUUCCUGCUCAUAUAUUUCCUUCAAUGGUUGGGAGGCCGAUAAUUAGAGCUGUAAAUAAAAUAGGUGAUAUAGAAGUUAAGGAUCUAAUGGUGGGUGAUGAGGCCUCCGCUUUGAGAUCACUAUUAGAAGUAAAUUAUCCUAUGGAGAACGGUGUUGUAAGGAACUGGGAGGACAUGUGCCAUGUUUGGGACUAUACGUUUGGCCCCAAAAAAAUGAAUUUAGAUCCCAGAGAAACCAAAAUCCUUCUGACUGAGCCACCUAUGAACCCUACCAAAAAUAGAGAAAAGAUGAUUGAGGUUAUGUUUGAGAAAUAUGGAUUUGCUGGAGCUUAUGUUGCUAUUCAGGCUGUGUUAACUCUAUAUGCUCAGGGACUAUUGUCGGGUGUUGUUGUCGAUUCUGGAGAUGGCGUAACGCACAUAUGCCCUGUUUAUGAGGAAUACGCACUGCCGCAUCUUACCAGGCGAUUAGAUAUAGCUGGUCGUGAUAUUACACGUUAUCUGAUUAAAUUAUUGUUGCUCAGAGGAUAUGCUUUCAACCACUCUGCUGAUUUUGAAACGGUAAGAAUGAUGAAAGAAAAAUUGUGUUACAUUGGCUACGAUAUUGAAACUGAACAACGUCUAGCUUUAGAAACAACGGUUCUUGUGGAGCCCUAUACCCUACCCGAUGGUCGUGUCAUCAAAGUGGGUGGUGAGAGGUUCGAAGCGCCAGAAGCGUUGUUCCAGCCUCACUUGAUAAACGUUGAGGGGCAGGGUAUCGCCGAAUUGGUCUUCAACACAAUACAGGCUGCCGAUAUCGACAUGAGACCAGAGCUUUACAAACACAUCGUACUGUCAGGAGGGUCUACAAUGUAUCCAGGGCUUCCGUCACGACUGGAGCGUGAAAUCAAACAACUUUACAUAGAACGAGUACUUAAGAACGACAUAGAGAAGCUCAACAAAUUUAAAAUCAGAAUAGAGGACCCACCGAGGCGUAAAGAUAUGGUUUUCAUUGGUGGCGCGGUGUUGGCCGAAGUCAUGAAGGACAGGGACGCCUUCUGGUUAUCGAAGCAGGAGUACGAAGAACAGGGGCUGAAGGUCUUAAAAAAAUUAGGCAUACGAGCUGCGUAAAAAAAUCGCUCUGUUUAUUAUGUUAUUUUUAUUGAAUGAUUUUAUAUAUUUUUAUUGUAACCGUAAACAAGUGCAAAGACUUUAAUGUUAUUACGUAUUUUCCUCUUUCAUUUAUGCAUUUUACUAGUUAUAAAUCUAGUGUAGUGAAAAUAUGACCUUUUUUUAAUAAAUACAGUAUUUUUAAAUUA